CACGUGACUGUUAUGCGCUUCUCAGUGAGCCACUUCUGCUUUAAAAAGGUAGAGACUGUGACUGGAGCCCAUCGCCAGCAGUCACCACUGAGGUUUGACGAUGUGUGUCCGCGGUUUUCUGCUGUGUCUGCUCUCCGCUCUUCAGCUCGGCUCCUGGGCUCAGUAUGCUCCCGAUGAGGUCACUCAUCUUCCGGGCAUGACGUUCAAACCCAACUAUAGCCAGUGGUCUGGAUACCUGAAGGCAGGAACUGGGAAGUUUCUCCAUUACUGGUUUGUUACUUCUCAGAGGAAUCCGGCCGAAGACCCCCUAGUUCUCUGGUUGAACGGAGGUCCUGGCUGCAGCUCUCUGGAUGGAUUUUUGUCAGAAAACGGACCAUUUCAUGUUAAUGAUGAUGGAGCCACUCUUUACGAGAACAAAUACAGCUGGAACAGGAUUGCCAAUGUGCUGUACCUGGAAUCCCCUGCAGGAGUUGGAUACUCCUACUCUGAUUCCCAGCAAUAUGGCACAGACGAUGAUCAGGUCGCUGAUGAUAAUUACAAAGCCCUUCAGAGUUUCUUUGCCAAGUUCCCAAACUUCACCCAGAACGAGUUCUUCAUCUUUGGGGAGAGUUACGGAGGCUUUUAUGCUCCCAUGCUGAGCCUGCGUGUGGCCAAAGGAAAGGCUAAAAUCAACUUCAAGGGCUUUGCAGUGGGCAAUGGUCUCAGCAGCUUUGCUCUCAAUGAUAACUCUUUGAUCUACUUCGGUUACUACCAUGGCCUGUUUGGAGAAGUAUUGUGGCGUGAUCUGAAUACGAACUGCUGUGAUAAGGAGAAAUGUAACUUUUAUAACAGUACUUCUGAGACCUGCAAGACAAUGGUAAAUGUAGCUUUUGGUAUUGUGUAUGAAAGUGGACUCAAUGAGUAUGCCCUCUACCUGGACUGCGAGGGGCAGAGAGCGUACCACAAAGGAUAUCAAAGGGCCAUGAGUCAUCUGUUUAGGAACUACAAGAUAAACCCACGCAGCUACAAGCUUUUAGAUUCUAGGACGUCCUCCAUUUCUUUAAUGGGGGUCCCCCCCUGCAUUAACAGCACUGCUCAGACAAACUGGCUGAACAGGGGCGACGUGAGGAAAGCUCUGCACAUCCCAGACACUCUGCCAGCUUGGGCUCUCUGCAGUGAUGAAGUUGGAGAGCAUUACUCAAUCUUGUACGAGAGCAUGAAGGAUGUUUAUCUAAAGUUGCUCUCUCUGGACCUGCGUGUGCUGGUCUAUAAUGGAGACACAGACAUGGCCUGUAACUUCCUAGGAGACCAGUGGUUUGUGGAGGAUCUUGGCUUUAAGGCAACCAGCAGCUACCAGAAGUGGAUUCACGACAACCAGAUUGCCGGUUUCUAUCAGCAGUUUGGAAACAUCACUUUCCUGACGGUUAAGGGUGCAGGCCACAUGGUUCCUCAGUGGGCGCCAGGUCCUGCUUUCCACAUGUUUGAGUCCUUCAUAACAAACGGUCCCUACUGAGUCCUCCAUGCUCUACAACCACAAUUCAAGAUGUACAUAUUUUUUUUUCUCUCAGGGAAGAAUCAUUCAUUGUGCAGAAGACUGAAGCAAACGGACAUACUUCUAGUUGUUUACUACUCUAAUCUGAACACGCAGUGUUUUUAAUUUGCUGUGGCAGGUUCUAAGAUGAUGAAACUAUUCAGUUUGUUGGAUCAUCUUUACCUGUCAUAAUAAAUGACUGUCAUUAAACUACACAGGGGACAUGUAUUUAAAAAUGUAAUCAAAUUACUAAUCUUAUCUCAGGGGUGAAAAAAAAAAUGCUGGAUAAUGAAUCCUAGAUUCACAUUGAUUUUGUUUCCACAAGGUAUGAGGGAGAGGCAAUAUUGAAACUUUAUUAGCAACUUCAAGCUGUAAGAAUAAGUGUACAAAAGAAAAGGGGAAGUGUUUACAAUUCAUUUGCACAAAUUUAACAGUAUGUUAGUCUAAGAUAGUGUCUCCAGUCACUUCAAUGGGAAAUAUUUUUUCCUCUGUACUAUUGCAUAAAUUGAGUGGUGUA
Messenger RNA from Cyprinodon variegatus (sheepshead minnow), 2027 nucleotides. Its product is annotated as lysosomal protective protein-like. Gene Ontology annotation, molecular function: serine-type carboxypeptidase activity. The transcript has 11 exons. The record is from RefSeq and is a predicted model, not a curated record. Gene Ontology annotation, biological process: proteolysis. NCBI's taxonomy places the organism in Eukaryota, Metazoa, Chordata, Actinopteri, Cyprinodontiformes, Cyprinodontidae. Bases 101 to 1492 code for a protein of 463 amino acids.